This is a messenger RNA of Rhinopithecus roxellana (golden snub-nosed monkey), 1862 nucleotides long. It is a transcript of the gene CHMP4C, whose product is annotated as charged multivesicular body protein 4C. The transcript has 5 exons. Gene Ontology annotation, cellular component: multivesicular body; ESCRT III complex; cytoplasmic side of plasma membrane. Gene Ontology annotation, biological process: vesicle budding from membrane; late endosome to vacuole transport via multivesicular body sorting pathway. The coding region runs from base 188 to 889 and encodes 233 amino acids. Lineage: Eukaryota; Metazoa; Chordata; Mammalia; Primates; Cercopithecidae. The record is from RefSeq and is a predicted model, not a curated record.
GAGUUGGCAGCCAGGAAAUGCCCUGGAGUGUGUGUCACCUGUCCAGGACGACUUGUUGAUUCCCAGGAGCGCCGCCUUUCCGGUCUGGGUCCCCGAGAGGACUGCUUUGCUCACCUGUCCCCUCGGCACGGCCCCAGGGAGCUCCCGACAAGCCCCCGGAAUCGCUCUCCCUCCCAACUCCACAGCAAUGAGCAAGUUGGGCAAGUUCUUUAAAGGGGGCGGCUCUUCUAAGAGCCGAGCCGCUCCCAGUCCCCAGGAGGCCCUGGCCCGACUUCGGGAGACUGAGGAGAUGCUGGGCAAGAAACAAGAGUACCUGGAAAAUCGAAUCCAAAGAGAAAUCGCCCUGGCCAAGAAGCACGGCACGCAGAAUAAGCGAGCUGCAUUACAGGCACUAAAGAGAAAGAAGAGGUUCGAGAAACAGCUCACUCAGAUUGAUGGCACACUGUCUACCAUUGAGUUCCAGAGAGAAGCCCUGGAGAACUCACACACCAACACUGAGGUGUUGAGGAACAUGGGCUUUGCAGCAAAAGCGAUGAAAUCAGUUCAUGAAAACAUGGAUCUGAACAAAAUAGAUGAUUUGAUGCAAGAGAUCACAGAGCAACAGGAUAUCGCCCAAGAAAUCUCAGAAGCGUUUUCUCAACGGGUUGGAUUUGGUGAUGACUUUGAUGAGGAUGAGCUGAUGGCAGAACUUGAAGAAUUGGAACAGGAGGAAUUAAAUAAGAAGAUGACAAAUAUCCACCUUCCAAAUGUGCCUUCCUCUUCUCUCCCAGCACAGCCAGAUAGAAAAGCAGGCAUGUCCUCCACUGCACGUCGAUCCCGAGCAGCAUCUUCCCGGAGGGCAGAAGAAGAGGAUGAUGAUAUCAAACAAUUGGCAGCUUGGGCUACCUAAACUAAAAUGCAUUUUUUGAUACGUAAAAUAAUGAGCUAUAGAUAAAAUACAAAAAAUGUUUUUGCCAAGUUCAGAAGUUAACAAAGACUCUGUUUUAUAAUUAUACUGAAUGAAUAAUUGUGUUUUAAGCCUCCUAAGUAAAAGUAAAAAACGAGUCAUUUGUAUACAUGUACUCAGUGAUGGAGGCUGGGCACGGUGUCUCACGCCUGUAAUCCCAGCACUUUGGGAGUCUGAGGCAGGUGGAUCACUUGAGUCUAGGAGUUCGAGUCCAGCCUGACCAACAUGAAGAAACCCCGUCUCUACUAAAAAUACAAAAAUUAGCUGGACAUGGUAGUGGGCACCUGUAAUCUCAGCUACUUGGGAGGCUGAGGCAGGAAAAUCGCUUGAGCCCAGGAGAUGGAAGUUGCAGUGAGCUGAGAUCACGCCACUGCACUCCAGACUGGGCAACAGAGAGAGACUCUGUCUCAAAAAAAAAAAAAAAAAAAAAAGAUGCAUUUAGUAGAACUGGGAAAAGUAACGUUAUUUCCUAUGCAAAUGAUGUGUAUCCAUGUACCCAUGGUAAAUGUAAAUAUACUGUGUCUCUUUUGGGAGCAACUUCUAGUAGAGGAGUCUUUCAUGAGUGUCUCUACAUAAGUAGUUUCACUUGAGUUUUGCAGUUUGAAAUCUUAAAGGAGCUUUAAUUGACAUUUAUUAUACCAAUUAAGCUUGGAAUGGGGCAAUAGAUGCAUUUCCCAAAAUGUCUGAAAGCACUAACAGCUUACAUUGCUGAGUGAGAAUCUCCUGGGUGUAGUUUAGCCACUUAGGGAUCUGCGUGAACACUCCCAGGCCUUUAUGAUGCUGUUAUGGCUUCAGUGUAUAAAUGCAUGAGUGUUGUUUCUGUUCUGUUUUAUGCUCUCUUGUAUAUUUAUUUACACUUUACAGAAUAUUCCUUGUAAAUACAUAAAAAUAUUGGCAAUUACAAGUGUAUAUUGAA